Molecule: messenger RNA, 1038 nt
Organism: Colletotrichum spaethianum
Lineage: Eukaryota; Fungi; Ascomycota; Sordariomycetes; Glomerellales; Glomerellaceae
Exons: 2
Coding region: 1-1038 (345 amino acids)
Source: RefSeq, a predicted model, not a curated record
AUGUUUCUUAUUGCAUCGUACGUGCCGGCCUUCAACAAGAUCAAUAUGUACUUUACGCCGAGCCAAUGGAAAUGUAGUCGACGGUCGCUGAUGGAGAACCAAAGGAUUCACCUAUCUACCAUGAUGUUUGAGAUCUUUACUAUCUUCGUCCCGCUCGUUCAGCUCGUCCGUCUCCGCAUCCAGGCCAAACAUGUAACAGAUGCGAACGCAAAAUGGGACACAUGUUCGCAAAUGAAUCCCAGAUCAUCGAACGUGGUAUCAUUUCACGGCCCCAAGAGCGUUGUGUCUUCCAGCCAGGCAGAAAAGAGCCAGCCAACCGUCUACCAUGUGGACUCUUCAGAUUUAAGCUCUGAGCCAGAUAGUCGUUUGCUGACAAUGGCUGCCCUUAACCACGCUCUCAGGGAGAACCAGAGUGCAAUUCAAGAGUUCUCAGCUCUCAGUGACUUUUCCGGAGAGAAUAUUGCAUUCCUGGCUCGCGUUUCUGAGUGGAAGUCUCGAUCAUGGCCGAGUGCACUGUCUGAUUCUGAGUCCCGAGACGUUUUAGGCGAGGAGGAAAGGCUAGACGCAUACAAUCAUGCUCUGGAGAUCUACGCCGACUUCAUCUCUCUUCAGCACGCCGAGUUUCCGUUAAACCUACCUUCGCAGGAAAUGAAGCACCUGUUUAAUGUUUUCGACAAGCCUGCCCGUGUUCUCUUCGGUGAGGAUUCAUCAGUCAACAUCGCUACACCAUUCGACGACGCAUACAUGCAGGAGCGCGAAGGUUCAAGGUCGGAAAGCAAUGGCAACAUUCGCAGCCAAGCCAAAUACACUGGCGAGAUUCCCGCAGUGUUUGAUUCUACCGUCUUCGACAGCGCGGAUGGUCACAUUAAGUAUCUUGUUUUGACGAACACUUGGCCCAAGUUCGUCAAGGAAAUGUACCAGCGAAGACGAUCGAGCGAGACCGGACGUAGCGUCAUGACCAACGAGUCCGAGGACUCACUCUUGAGCCGAGUUUCAAGCAGCGUUACGGCCCUUAUCCGCUCAGUCAAGGCCAUCUAG